AUGAUAAGUACAUUUGAUAAUUUAGCGGUGAUUUCCGAUGAAUUUGUCAAAAAUGAUCAAUCAUUUGAAUCUGUAACAAUGAGAAUUGUUGAUAUUCUUUGCAGUCUAUUGAAAGGAGACACUGAUCAAGUCGAAGCAAAUUUAAUGGUAAAUGAUACUGAUAAAUCACUUUCAGCAAUACCUGAAAAAUUGAAAGAAGUUAGUCUAUGUUGUAUAUUUAUGUGUACAAAAUCUGCUCACUAUAAUCAAAUUAAAGAAAAUUUACAAAGGAAAUUUUGUAGUUUGUUAUUUGUUAAAAAAGAACAUUUUGUUUUAGAUUCUGAAUACUUGGAAAGUAAUACUUUUGUGGAUGUUGAAUGGUACUCUAAAUAUGAAACUAUUACUCAAAUGAUUGUACUGCAAUCUUCUCAAAAAAUUGCAGAAGAUAAUGAGAUGGCUAAUCAUCAUAAAGAAUUUUGGGAAGUUGGAGCUACAGAAAAAGAAUUAUGGUCUGAUGCACAAUUGGAUGAAUGA
Messenger RNA from Entrophospora sp. SA101, 513 nucleotides. NCBI's taxonomy places the organism in Eukaryota, Fungi, Glomeromycota, Glomeromycetes, Entrophosporales, Entrophosporaceae. The record is from the annotation of a GenBank genome assembly.